UGUCAGUCAACUGUCAAAGUCGCAGGUGGAAGAUUAUCCUAUAGUAAUUAUUAUUUCGGUUGUUUGUAAGUAUAUUGUAUUAAUUACCUACGGUGUUAUUACACAAUUAGAAUAUAGUAUUUGUGUGUGCAACCGAGUUUUAACCUGAGGAAAUGGAAGCAACUAAAAAUAACGGCAGUCGUGGUGGUGGUCGACUGAGAAACCGUGGUGGUGGUGGUCCAGUAAGAAACCGCGGGCGUGGGCGUGGACGUGGGCGCGGCGUUGCCCGAUCGCUUCAUUUUGCUAUGGGACAGCCAGUGGUAGAGGAUGCAGUCAGCGUCUCGUCUGCGUCCUUUGCUGUUGCAGGACCAUCGCAACCAACGACGUCAAUGGUAGAAGAAAGAAAAAAAAUAAAAAUGCGGGCUCUGGACAAGAAAAACAUGGCCCAGUUACCAGAUGAGCAAAGGGCACGGCUUCAAGAACUACGUGACAGGAAGGAGGUCAGUCAGUUUUUAAUGCCUGAUGCUCCUCCUAGCAAAAAUCGAAGAAAAGUGUCGCCGGUCCGAGUGUCGUGUCCUUUGGUGCCGGGCACCCCAGAAGUGCCGCCCCCGCGUAUUCCUCAAAAAUGGGAAUUGCAGAAGUCAGCGUUGGACGAAAGUGAGCCUUCGAGGUUUGAGCUCGUAAAAGAAGAAGCCACCACACCGCCACCCUCGAAGGAAAAUCAGUUAGUUUGUACCCCGUCCAAGGGGUUAAUUAUCCUAGGUGAAGGUCAAGAGGUGGACGAGCACAAUAUUUUGGUCGAUGCCAACAUUGAGAUGGUUGGGUUCCCGCCCGGGCCAUCGACGUCUUUCACAAGAGCAGAACUUUCGAUUUACGAAGAAGACCCGGAGGAAGAAAUUCUGCAGUGCGAACACUCUGCGGUUCUGAAUCCUGGCAGUGAUGUUGAGGAGGAGGAUUGCCUGGAUGGUUUUCGAUCUUCCAGGAGGCACGCUGGAGAAUUCGCCGUGGAAGACUUGUCCAGCGAGCUCCGCGAGGUCUUAGGAUCCAUCGACAGGCAGGAUGAUUGUGCUCUACAAGAGUCGAGUCAGGAGGAUUUGCUGAUAUUUGAUUGGUCUCACGAUCCCCAAGUUUUUGUUGGGGUGCGAGAAAAUUUUACGGGACCAGCGGGGCCAACUUUCCCCAUUGAGGGUAUGUCUCCGUUCCAAGUUUUUUCGAAAAUUUGGGACGGAGACAUAAUCAACCUCAUCGUCGAUGAGACCAACAAAUAUGCAGCGAAUCUGGUCUCCUCGCCCAUUAAACAAUUCUCUCGUAUGAGAAAAUGGACACCAAUAACGCCACAAGAGUUGUGGACGUUUAUUGGUGUCAUUAUGCUGCAAAGCAUCAUCCCACUCCCUGUGGAGAAGGAAUACUGGUUCCCCUGUUUGCCUUAUUUAAAAUUGGGCAAAUUCGCCGAUAUUAUGGCGUACCAUCGUUUUUCGCUCAUAAAGCGAUGUCUACACUUUGUAGACAAUAUUUUGUGUGGCAGAGGUAUCCCGACGAAGCUCAUGAAGAUUCAACCAGUAAUUGACCACCUCAACACAAAAUUUAGCUCUUUAUACCUACCUGAGCAGGAAAUUGCUAUAGACGAGUCGCUGAUGCUGUGGAAAGGCAGACUCUCUUUUGCUCAGCUCAUAGCAACGAAAGCUGCUCAGAUAGGUAUAAAGAGUUAUGAACUUUGUGAGUCCAAGACGGGAUAUCUCUGGCAGAUGAUAGUAUAUACUGGGAAGAAGGAACGCCAUAAUGACGAGAACGAGGCUGAGCCUGAGGGUGCGACGUCAAGGACUGUUUUAAAGUUAGUUCGUCCAUUACUUAAUAGAGGUCAUACUCUAGUAAUGGACAACUUUUAUAACAGUCCUUUACUGGCACGCACGCUCAAGGCCCAGAAAACGGACGUUAUGGGCACUCUGCGUCUGAACCGGGAGUUUGUGCCUGACAGUUUGCGCUACAAAAAUAAGGCAAACAUGCGGACUGGUGAAGUGGCAUUUAGCCAGACACGGGACAUGACAAUUACGGUGUGGAAAGACACGAAUGUGGUAUCACUAAUAUCAACAUACCACAAGGUAGAGGUCGGCGGAAAAGAGAAGUACGGCUACUAUCGGUAUAAACCGAAAGUAGUAUUAGAUUACAACCUGGCAAUGGGAGGCGUCGACAAAAAGGAUCAACUUUUGCAGGCGUUUCCCAUAGAAAGGGUUCGUAAUUUAAUUUGGUACAAGAAGCUUUUCCGCCGGCUUCUCAACGUGUCCAUCCACAACGCCUUUGUCAUGUUCUCAAAAUCAGGGACAGUCAAAAUGGCACAGCGGCAAUUUCGGGUGUUGUUGGCGGAUGAAAUCAUACAGAGAUUUCGCCCGCCAAAAAUAGAACGACCGCUCCCAAUAACCAGCCACUUCCCUGCUAAGACAAAUGUGAGGAAGUCACGUUGCAAGUGGUGCGCAUUAAAAAAAGUAGAUGCUUGCACAGCUUAUAAGUGCGAAUCUUGCAACGUGAACCUCUGCAUAAUCAAUUGCUUUAAAGACUAUCACAUUUCUCGGGGACUGGUAAAGUCCAGUAGUAGUCAAAGAAUAAUCUUUAAAUCAACCAAUUUUACUUAACCGACUGCCGAUAGAUAAUCAUAUUUUUGAAAUUGACAUUUAAAACCCUUUAUACCAAACUCGAUAGGUUCUGGAGUUUUUUUUUAACGCGUCGUGUGGCACCUGGAUUCCGCCAUUUUUUUAAAAUUAAUUGUUUCAAUGACAUUCAGGCUACUAAGACAAACCUAACAACAUUUAAUUUAUACAAAUCGGUCCAUUCGUUUCGCCUAUAGACGGUGGCAACGAAUAUUACUUACAUCAUUCGAAAAACAUUACCCUCCUUUUUUGGCUUGGCAGUCGGGUAAUAUAAAUCAUAACAUUUUUUUCUUACAUUGAUACAGGGAUUUGGAUCCAGAGUAUAUAUAUUUUUUUCUAUUUUUAUUUUGUGUGAAUAAAAAUAAUUAUUUUAAACCCGAAUGUGCACUUCAUGUAACCCCGGCUUUAUGGCACACUUCUUUUGUCCAUUCUCCCGAUUUGUGAUAUUUCUUUACUUGUAUUUUUUUUCGAUAGCUAUUGAAUAACAAGUGUGAUACAUCAUUGGAAAGGGUAUUUGUUGUAGAAAAUAGUUACGUAUCUCCUACUUUUUUUACUCAAACUUCACUAAACAGAAAAACGCCAGAAAUAUUAAGUGCGUUUUUACGUCAGUAGGAAUUUCUUCAAUCAAUUCCAUAUUUUUCUGUAUUCGAUAAACUUAUCGACAUUAUAUUUACACAU
Molecule: messenger RNA, 3299 nt
Organism: Helicoverpa armigera (cotton bollworm)
Lineage: Eukaryota; Metazoa; Arthropoda; Insecta; Lepidoptera; Noctuidae
Product: piggyBac transposable element-derived protein 4
Exons: 8
Coding region: 153-2606 (817 amino acids)
Source: RefSeq, a predicted model, not a curated record